AUGAGCAAGUCGAUGCGUGACUUCGUUGACGGCGAGGCCGAGCUCGAUGAUGAGGAUGACGAGUCCAUGGAUGAAGAUGCCGAGCCCGUUUCUCGCAGGAGGAACGUUGCCCCUGAGGAUUCUUCCGAGGAAGAAGAAGACGACGAUGACGAGGAGGAGGCGCGUAAGAUUCGCGAAGGUUUCAUCGUCGACGAGGAUGAAGAGGAAGAAGGCGAGGACUCAGAUGCCCAAGAACGGAUCGUGAAGAGGAAGCGCGAGCACCGCGAUCGGGAAGAAGAGGAGCAGCUUGACGAGGACGAUUUGGAACUCAUUGGAGAACAGAUCGAACGUCGAGCACCCACACAACCAAAAUUCAAACGUUUGAAACGAGGACAUCGAGACGAAGAUGAUAGAGGCCCCGAGCGACGCGGCUUGGAAGACAUGUUUUCGGACGAGGACGAGGAGGCCAACGAACAAAGACACUACGGCCGAGCGAAUUACCGCUCCCAAGCUGACGAAUUCGAUGACUUUAUUGAAGAGGACUUCCCCGAGGACGAGGACGAGCGAGCGCGUCAACUCGAAGAUGCAGAAGUGGCACGGCCGCGCGACAAGGGCGUGGGCGGUGUCGUGGACACCACUGGCCUUGAUAAGGAUGCUUUGGAGGACAUGGAAGCCAUUUUCGGUAACGGCGAGGACUACGACUGGGCUCUGCAGAUGGAAGACGAAGAAGAGGAUCGCGAGCGUGAAGAGCAAACCAUCGAGCUUAAGGACGUCUUCGAGCCGUCUCAGCUGAAGGAGAAGUUGCUCACCGACGAGGACAACCAAAUCCGAUUUACCGACGAGCCCGAAAGAUUCCAGCUGGACCGAAAGCCAUUCAAGCAUCUGCAAAUAACUGCAGAGCAAUUCAAGGAAGAAGCCAGGUGGAUCGCAGCUUUGAUGUGGCCCAAAAAACUUCUCCAGUCUGAACUUCAUUCGCCCUUCACCAAGGCUAUCGGCAAAGUUCUUGAGUUCUUCGUCGUCGACGACGUUGAAGUGCCGUACGUCUUCCAACACCGCAAGGACUACUUGAUUCACGCCAAGAAAACGAAGAACCCCGACCAUCGCGAUGAUCCCGACGCCCCUGAGUACAUCGUCAGCGCCGACAAGCUGCUUACUCAGGACGACUUGUGGCGCAUUCUCGAGCUUGACAUCAAGUUUCGCUCUCUUAUUGAGAAGCGGAACUCGUUGGAGAAGGCAUUUGAGAGCCUAAAAGAGUCGGCCAGCGUUAACGAUGAUGUCCUGACAGACAUGAUUUCCCAGGCUGCCACCAUGGAGGAGCUGCAGGACCUCCAGGACUACCUCCACUUCCAGUACACGGCCGAGCUGAAGGACCUGUCUUCAAUCAACGGCAAUGGCAAUCAGAUGAAGCGUCCGGGCUCAAAAUCGAACUUGUUUGACCGCAUUCGCAGAAGCAAAGCAGCCGGCUUUGUCCGCGCUUAUGGCAUCACCCCUGACCGUUUCGCGCAAAACACUCUUCGAGAGGGCAACAAAGUCUUUGCUGAUGAUCCCAGCCAACUCCCCGAUGACCUCGCUGACUCGCUCACCGAUGAGGACUUCCAGACUGGUGAUUCCGUUGUAAACGCUGCUCGCCAGAUGUAUGCGGAAGAGUUAUUCGCCAACCCCCGCAUGCGGAAACACUUCAGGAUCAACUUCUACCAGAUGGGCGAGAUAAACUGUCGUCGAACGGAAAAGGGUCUGAAGAAGAUCGACGAGUCGCAUCCGUUCUACGAAGUCAAGUAUCUCAUCAACCAGACAAUUGCCGAUGUUGCUCGACAGCCUGAACUCUACCUCAAGAUGAUGAAGGCUGAGGAAGAGGGCCUCAUUGAGGUCAAGUUGACUUUGGAGAAUGAGGACGGCUUUAAGCGCCAAUUACGCCAAGAAUUUAUCUCGGACAACUACAGCGAAAUUGCUGAUCGGUGGAAUGAGGAACGUCAAAAGGUGCUUGAUAUUGUUGUUCCCCGCCUUUCAAAGAUCAUCGCCAAGGGUGUCAAGGAGUCACUUCGUACAGCGUGUCAGGAGGAGGUGCUCAAGUCUUGCCGCGAAGAGUACGCCAAGAGACUCGAUCAAGCACCGUACAAGCCCAAGGGCAUGAUUCUCGGUACCGUGCCUCGAAUCAUCACGUUGUCCAACGGUAUGGGAGAUCCCGCCCGAGAUGCCACUUCAUGGGUCUCAGUCGAGGAGGAUGGUCGCGUCAUUGAACAGGGCAAGCUUGGCAAUCUCGCGCGUGACGAAGCCGCCCGUGCGGAAUUUGUUGACAUCGUCAACAGACGCCGCCCCGAUGCCAUCGGUGUCAGUGGCUUUUCCGCAGACACCCAGAAGCUUGUUAGAGAUUUGGAGUCGUUGAUCAACGAAAAGGGCCUGAUGGGCCCUGAAUUCGACGAUCCUGAGCUUGGCGAAUACAGGACCGAGCCCCUCGAAGUUAUCAUCGUCAACGAUGAAGUUGCCCGUCUGUACAAGGACAGUCCGCGAGCAGUGGCUGAACACCCGACCCUUAGCCCUCUCACGAGAUACUGCAUCGCUCUGGCGCACUAUAUGCAGAACCCGCUGAAGGAAUACGCUGCUCUAGGCAAGGACAUUGCGUCGUUGGCUUUCCACCCUUGCCAGAACCUUCUGCCCCAAGAAAAGCUACUCAAACAUCUGGAGUCAGCGAUGGUCGACAUGGUGAACCUGUGUGGCGUGAACAUUAACGAGGCUAUCGGGGAUUCAUACACGGCUAAUUUGCUGCCUUAUGUUGCUGGCCUUGGCCCGCGCAAGGCUACCAGUGUCAUCAAGGCUAUCAACGCGAAUGGCGGAUCUGUCAGCAGCAGAGACGAGCUGGUCGGUGAUCCGGACAGCGGAAAACUGCCAGUCGUGGGCCCUAGAGUAUGGAACAACUGCGCCAGUUUCCUGUUCAUCGACUACGAUGCGACAAAUCCAACCUCCGAUCCCCUGGACAAUACUCGUGUCCACCCCGAGGACUACGAACUUGGUCGCAAGAUGGCGGCUGAUGCUUUGGAACUCGAUGAGGAAGACGUCAAGGCCGAGACAGAUCAUAACGGCCCCGGGGCCAUUGUCCGCAAGCUUUUCAAGGAGGACGAACAGGAGAAGGUCAAUGAGCUCAUUUUGGAGGAGUAUGCCGAGCAGCUGGAGCGAAACUACAGUCAAAGGAAGCGCGCGACCCUCGAAACCAUCCGAGCCGAAUUGCAAGCGCCGUACGAAGAACUUCGACGCAACUUUGCCGCACUUGGCGCGAACGAGAUUUUCACAAUGUUUACUGGCGAGACGAAGGACACUCUUGCUCAGGGCAUGAUCAUUCCGGUGAACGUUCGGGUUGUGAAGGACGACUUUGCGAUUGUGAAACUCGACUGCGGUAUUGAGGGUCGUAUCGAGUCGCACGAUGGCCCCGACGGCGUACGGGUACGAGGCAUUCUCUCGACGGGGCAAACGGUACAAGCCAAGGUUCUGGAUGUGAAUUACAAGGACUUUAUUGCCAAGCUCUCCGCCCGCGAUGCCGAAGUCAAGCGCCCGUACAAGCGGCAGCUCUACCACGGUCAUGGGCAGUGGGAUGACAGACUCGAGGCAGCCGAUAAGGAAGAGCUGCGCGAGAAGGAUAAGACCACGGGUCGCACUCAGAGAGUCAUCAAGCACCCCAUGUUCAAGCCUUUCAAUGGUUUGGAGGCAGAGCAAUGGCUUGGUACUCAGCCAGCCGGAGAAGUCAUCAUCCGUCCCUCUUCCAAGGGCAACGAUCAUCUUGCUAUUACCUGGAAGGUCGCCGACGGUGUCUUCCAGCAUGUUGAUGUCUUGGAAUUGCAAAAAGAUAAUGAGUUCUCGGUCGGCAAGCUGCUCAAGGUGGGCGGAAAGUUCACCUACAAGGAUCUUGACGAACUGAUCCACGAGCACAUCGAGGCCAUGUCUAGAAAGGUGGACGAGAUGAUGCAGCACGAAAAGUUCGAGAAGCGCUCCAAGCCAGACCUCGAGAAAUGGCUUACAACGUACAUUGACGCCAACCCCAACCGAUCCGCCUACGCCUUCUGCAUCGACACCAAGCACCCUGGCUACUUCUGGCUCUGCUUCAAGGCCAGCCGUUCGUCGCGAGUCAACUCCUGGCCUGUCCGCGUCAUUCCCGGUGGCUUCGAGCUGCUGAAACAGGCCUACCCCGACAUGAGAGCGCUCUGCAACGGCUUCAAGAUUCGGUACCAGACUGAGAUCACCAAGAUGCAGAAGGGCGGUAGAUAG
This is a messenger RNA of Colletotrichum siamense, 4233 nucleotides long. RefSeq names its product Transcription elongation factor SPT6 (gene SPT6). Gene Ontology annotation, molecular function: histone binding; DNA binding; nucleosome binding. Gene Ontology annotation, cellular component: transcription elongation factor complex. The transcript has 4 exons. Lineage: Eukaryota; Fungi; Ascomycota; Sordariomycetes; Glomerellales; Glomerellaceae. The record is from RefSeq and is a predicted model, not a curated record. The coding region runs from base 1 to 4233 and encodes 1410 amino acids. Gene Ontology annotation, biological process: transcription elongation-coupled chromatin remodeling; positive regulation of transcription elongation by RNA polymerase II; nucleosome organization.